AUGCAUCUAACAACAACCACCACCAAUUCGACGGCAUCCAAUGCCAACAACAACAACAACAAUUCGACAACAAACAACAACAACAACUCAACAACAAACAACAACAAUAACAGUUCAACAGCGAACAACAACACGAGUAACACCAAUGGCACCAACAACACCAACACCAACAACAACAACACGGAGCAGAACACACCACCCACACCCGCCCAAUUAUUGAACGAGGCAUACACGAAAAUGACGUCGGACAUCCUGGCCGAACGGACCCUCGGUGACUUCCUCACCGAACACCCCGGCGAGCUGAUCCGCACGAGCAGUCCGCUGUUCGUCUGCACCGUCCUACCGCCGCACUGGCGGUCCAACAAGACACUGCCGGUGGCCUUCAAGGUGGUGUCGCUAGGCGAUAUCAUGGACGGCACCAUGGUCACGGUGCGGGCCGGCAACGAUGAGAACUACUGCGCCGAGCUGCGCAACUGCACGGCGGUGAUGAAGAACCAGGUGGCCAAGUUCAAUGAUCUCCGGUUUGUGGGCAGGAGUGGCAGAGGGAAAAGCUUCACGCUCACCAUCACCGUGUCAACGAAUCCACCGCAUAUAGCCACCUACAACAAGGCGAUCAAAGUGACUGUCGACGGGCCACGCGAGCCCCGCUCCAAGACAAUGCUAUCCCUUUUAGGACAACAACAGCAGUUCCACUUUGCCUUCGGCCAGCGACCAUUCCACUUCUCAACGGAUCCCCUAUCCGGCUUCCGUAUGCCGCCCAUUGGCAACUGUCAGAGUGCCAGCAACACGCACUGGGGCUAUGGAUCCGCAGCAUCUGCCUACUCUCCGUACUUGGCCAGCAGCGGGCUCUCCUCCUGCACCACCCCCACAUCGGCACAGUUCAACAAUCCGGCGCUGGGAUUCACCUGCUCCUCGAACGAUCAGAGCAACAAUCAGGACUUUGGCGGCGCCACCAAUCGCGACUGUGUGCCAAUGCUACCCGAUUCGACGGCCAGUGAUCUGGACCAGCAUCUGAGCAGCCUCGUGGGCUCCACCAGUGGCCAGAUGACGCACCACAGCCUCCUGGGCGCCACCGGGCAAACGUCCAUCUCCUCGACCGUGAACGGAGCGAGUGCCGGCAGUGCUGGCACCGGCGGCACUGGCGCUGGGGGAGCUGGCAGCGGCGGAGCCGGAGGCAACUCGAUCCUGGUGCCGCGCUACCACACCAAUGCCAGCAACGACUACAACGUCCACUCCAGCCAGAACGGGCCGCGCAGCCUGAGCGACAGCUCCCAGGCCGAGUCGCCGGUGCAGGAGGAUCUGCUCUCAACGAACACCCCCAAUCUGGGCAGCGGCACCGGUGGCGGCGGCGGCACAGCCAACGGCGGGGCGGCCAAUGGCGGUGCGGGAGCGGCAGGAGGGGGCGCCGGCAGUGCCUCCUCGGCGGGUGCCGCCGCAGCUGUGGGCGUGGGCAAUCCAGGCGCCAUGCUCGGCGCCAAUCAAAACUUCCCGGGCAUCGUAAACCAGGCGCAGCACGCCUCGGCCUCGGCCUACGGCGGCGGGGCUGGAGUGGGUGGCGGACACGGCAGUGCCGCGGCAGCAGCGGCCGGAUGCAAUGGAUCGCUGUACCCGGUCCUGCCCGCCAGCCUCCUCUACUCGCAGCUGUACACGGCGGCCAAUCAGUCGGCCCACGGCUUCCACUCGCACACGCUACCGGCCCACGCCUCGCCCAACUCCUCGGUGCAUGGGGAGCUCCAGAGCGUGAUGGAUCACAUCAGCAAUGUGGGGGUGCGCCAGCAGCACAACAUCAUGGCCGGCGGGGGUGUGACCCAUCCGGGCGACCUCACGCUGAUCGGCAACUGCGGGGCGUCGGUGAGGAAUAUCGAGGACGGUAACAGCAAUCGUCAGGUGGCCGCCUUAGCUGCCCAUCGCGGCCACCACAAUCCCACUGACAAUGGGGGCAGCGUGUGGAGGCCAUAUUGAGGUCAGGUUCUGUGGUGCGGCUCUGCGGUUCUAUAGUGCGAGGGGCGCGCAGCGGAGACGCAGCACGAGGAGCAGGG
This is a messenger RNA of Drosophila persimilis, 2039 nucleotides long. It is a transcript of the gene RunxA, whose product is annotated as runt-related transcription factor 3. Gene Ontology annotation, cellular component: nucleus. Gene Ontology annotation, biological process: regulation of DNA-templated transcription. The transcript is spliced from 5 exons. NCBI's taxonomy places the organism in Eukaryota, Metazoa, Arthropoda, Insecta, Diptera, Drosophilidae. The coding region runs from base 1 to 1962 and encodes 653 amino acids. Gene Ontology annotation, molecular function: DNA-binding transcription factor activity, RNA polymerase II-specific; ATP binding; RNA polymerase II cis-regulatory region sequence-specific DNA binding. The record is from RefSeq and is a predicted model, not a curated record.